Syzygium oleosum is the source of this 2427-nucleotide messenger RNA. RefSeq names its product pentatricopeptide repeat-containing protein At3g04760, chloroplastic. Bases 177 to 1931 code for a protein of 584 amino acids. The record is from RefSeq and is a predicted model, not a curated record. Gene Ontology annotation, molecular function: protein binding. Lineage: Eukaryota; Viridiplantae; Streptophyta; Magnoliopsida; Myrtales; Myrtaceae. The transcript has a single exon.
UUUUUGGGUCACCUCUCGACCGCCAAAACUCCUCCUCUCUUUCCCUCUUCAGCCUCUUCUUCGUUCGCAGACGAGAAGAGAAGAGAGAGCACCAAACCCAAAACCCUGAGGUAAGUAAAGUCGUGUGGUUUCUCUGUCGUAGAAGUUGUCACGUUACAAGUGAGGGGCCAAGAAGCAUGGCGCCGCUUGCCUCACUAGAGCUCUUGCCUCAGGCCCUCCCCUUCGCCUCACAGCCAAAACCCACUUCACAUUCGCACCGAGUUCGCACCUUUGUUAGGUGUAGAAACACCCAUCAUCCCAACGAAGCUAAAACCUCCCUAAACCCACCCAAGAUCGGUGCUUUUGCUGAGACCAGGCCGACCCAUGUCCAGUCCCCUGAUUCCAGGGACUCCCAUUUGAUCAAGCUCCUCGGUAGGUCCUGCAAAGCAGGCAAGUACAGCGAGUCCCUCUACUUCCUCGAGCGCAUGGUAAAUAGAGGGUAUAAGCCUGAUGUCAUUCUCUGCACAAAGCUCAUUAAAGGGUUGUUCGGGUUGAGGAACUUCGAGAAGGCGGUCCGGGUCAUGGAGAUUCUGGAGAAGUAUGGGGAGCCGGACGUGUUCUCGUAUAAUGCGGUCAUUAGUGGCUUUUGCAAGGCGAAUCGGAUCGAAUCCGCCAAUAGGGUUCUUCAGAGGAUGAGGAGCCGGGGGUUCUCGCCGGAUGUCGUCACGUAUAAUAUUAUGAUUGGGAGUCUUUGUGGUAGGGGGAAGCUCGAUUUGGCUCUCAAGGUGUUGGAUCAGUUAUUGAAGGACAAUUGCCUGCCGACUGUGAUUACGUUCACUAUAUUGAUAGAGGCGACUAUUAUGGAGGGCGGGCUUGAUGAAGCUCUGAAACUUUUGCAUGAGAUGUUAUCGAGAGGGCUCCGACCAGACAUGUACACCUAUAAUGCGAUAAUUAGGGGAUUGUGCAGAGAAGGGCUGGUGGAUCGAGCUCUUGAGUUUAUUAAAAGCUCAAAUUCUCGGGGUUGCAAACCCGACGUUAUAUCUUAUAAUAUCCUCCUGAGGGCACUUUUGAAUCAAGGGAAAUGGGAUGAUGGUGAGAAAUUGGUGGAAGAGAUGAUGGCGGAAGGUUGUGAACCGAAUGUUGUAACCUACAGCAUUUUCAUUAGCUCUCUGUGCCGUGAUGGGAAAAUUGAGGAUGCGAUGAGUGUCUUAAAGGUUAUGAUUGAGAAUGGGUUGACUCCAGAUGCUUAUAGUUAUGAUCCACUGAUCACUGCAUUUUGCAAAGAUGGAAAAUUAGACAAGGCGAUAAAAUUUCUAGAUCAGAUGAUAUCUAACGGAUGCUUGCCAGAUAUUGUAAACUACAAUACAAUCCUUGCCACUCUUUGCAAGAAUGGAAAGCGUGAUCAGGCUUUGGAGAUCUUCGCAAAGUUAGAUGAAGUCGAUUGUUCUCCAAAUGUUAGUUCUUAUAACACAAUGUUUAGCGCGCUUUGGAGCUCUGGAGAUAGAUAUAGGGCUCUGGAGAUGAUAUCAGAAAUGGUAAGCAAGGGGAUUGACCCCGACUAUAUCACCUAUAAUUCGCUCUUAUCUUGUUUGUGUAGAGAUGGUAUGGUGAAGGAGGCUCUAAGUUUGUUGGUAGACAUGGAAAGGAGUGGGUUCAAUCCAACGGUGAUCAGUUAUAACAUCGUUCUACUUGGGUUGAGCAAAGUGCAUAGGAUAGAUGAUGCGAUUGAAUUGCUGGCUGUCAUGGUCGAAAAAGGAAUCCGACCGAACGAAACCACUUUUAUAUUGUUGAUUGAAGGGAUCAGUUUUGCAGGAUGGAGAGCUGAGGCAAUGGAAUUGGCCAAUUCUCUCACCGCCAUUGACGCUAUAUCUAAAGAUUCAUUUAAGCGUUUGAAAAGAACCUUUCCCAUGCUUGGUGCUUACAAAGAGCUUAGUUACAUGGAAACUAAGUAGUAACAUGAGAUCUAGGAGCAAUUGUCCCAUUUUUAAACUGGUAGAAUCCCCUGGAUUAGGGUUCAGUUUUGUCUGGAGGACUUCAUGCUGUUCUGCGGCACAACCUUGUCAGAAAGUCAGGUCUGUAGACACACAUUGAUACAGUUUAAGGCAAAAAUUUUGUCAGAAGGCGCGAGUCAUGACUAUAAAAGAUGGUAUCUGCUGUGAUAGGAGAAGUGGUUGGCAGUUCAACAUGUGAACCACUGUAUGCUCGAUGAAAAAUGAAACCUCAUGCUGUUGCAGAUAAACCUGAGUUUUUCAUUCAGCGGUACAGGCAAUUCACAACAAAUUUUUUUUUUGCCGUUUUCUUUUUGGGUUUAGUUUGUCAUCCAUUUCACCAGGAGAGAGCAACGUGGCCUUGUAGCAUACUUGUCCUUUCUCAAGAAUACUUUUGGUUCUGUAGCUGUAAAUUGAUUUGAUUGAGUAUUGGUUUUCUUGUACUAUGUAGUUUAGAACA